AUGUCGAUAGUCUACAAUAAAACACCAUUAUUACGUCAAUUCUUCCCCGGAAAGGCUUCUGCACAAUUUUUCUUGAAAUAUGAAUGCCUUCAACCAAGUGGCUCCUUCAAAAGUAGAGGAAUCGGUAAUCUCAUCAUGAAAAGUGCCAUUCGAAUUCAAAAGGACGGUAAAAGAUCUCCUCAGGUUUUCGCUAGUUCUGGCGGUAAUGCCGGUUUUGCUGCUGCAACAGCAUGUCAAAGACUGUCUCUACCAUGUACAGUCGUGGUUCCUACAGCGACAAAGAAGAGAAUGGUAGAUAAAAUCAGGAACACCGGUGCCCAGGUUAUCGUGAGUGGUGCCUACUGGAAAGAAGCAGAUACUUUUUUAAAAACAAAUGUCAUGAAUAAAAUAGACUCUCAGGUCAUUGAGCCCAUUUAUGUUCAUCCCUUCGAUAAUCCGGAUAUUUGGGAAGGACAUUCAUCUAUGAUAGAUGAAAUAGUACAAGAUUUGAAAUCGCAACAUAUUUCCGUGAAUAAGGUUAAAGGCAUAGUAUGCAGCGUUGGUGGAGGUGGUUUAUACAAUGGUAUUAUUCAAGGUUUGGAAAGGUAUGGUUUAGCUGAUAGGAUCCCUAUUGUGGGGGUGGAAACGAAUGGAUGUCAUGUUUUCAAUACUUCUUUGAAAAUAGGCCAACCAGUUCAAUUCAAGAAGAUAACAAGUAUUGCUACUUCUCUAGGAACGGCCGUGAUCUCUAAUCAAACUUUCGAAUACGCUCGCAAAUACAACACCAGAUCCGUUGUAAUAGAGGACAAAGAUGUUAUUGAAACCUGUCUUAAAUAUACACAUCAAUUCAAUAUGGUGAUUGAACCGGCAUGUGGCGCCGCAUUGCAUUUGGGUUACAACACUAAGAUCCUAGAAAAUGCACUGGGCUCAAAAUUAGCUGCGGAUGACAUUGUGAUAAUUAUUGCUUGUGGCGGCUCCUCUAAUACUAUAAAGGACUUGGAAGAAGCGUUGGAUAGCAUGAGAAAAAAAGACACUCCUGUAAUAGAAGUCGCUGACAAUUUCAUAUUUCCAGAAAAAAAUAUUGUGAAUUUAAAAAGUGCUUGA
Messenger RNA from Saccharomyces cerevisiae S288C, 1083 nucleotides. RefSeq names its product L-serine/L-threonine ammonia-lyase CHA1 (gene CHA1). Bases 1 to 1083 code for a protein of 360 amino acids. Gene Ontology annotation, biological process: amino acid metabolic process. Lineage: Eukaryota; Fungi; Ascomycota; Saccharomycetes; Saccharomycetales; Saccharomycetaceae. Gene Ontology annotation, molecular function: pyridoxal phosphate binding; L-serine ammonia-lyase activity; threonine deaminase activity. The transcript has a single exon. The record is from RefSeq and is marked reviewed. Gene Ontology annotation, cellular component: mitochondrion.